CUGGGUUUGUGGGCACCGGGAAGGUGAGGCUCUGGGGCUUGCGGGCACCGGGAAGGUGCUGGGGAACAGCAUGGAGGGGAUGGCGUUCCCGGUGUGGGUUCGUUGUCUCUUUACCAGGUCGAAUAUUCCAGACUCGGUAUUUCAGCCACGGCCUGGAGAUCAUGAAAAGUAUGGAGGUAACCCUGAGGAGCCCCACAAAAUCCAUGUUAUCACCAGAAUAAAAAGUGUCAUUGGUCGCCCAUAUUGGGAAAAGAAGAUAAUCCGUGAUCUGGGGCUGGAUAAAGCACAUCAGCCAAGACUGCACAAAAAUAUCCCUUCUGUGAAUUCCAGACUGAAAGUUGUUAAACAUCUGAUAAGGAUUCAGCCACUGAAGCUCCCCCACGGGCUGCCAACAGAAGAGGAAUUGUCCAGCACCUUUCUGACAAGCAGAGGAGAGCUGAUCAUUAAAACGCGCCUGAAACCUGGGGAGCAGAAAAAAAUUAAGGCAUAAGGGGUGCUGGGUGGAUUUAGAUUUUAUAAAAUAAAUAUUUUAAAUCCCCAGUUGAGAGUUUGUGUAUGAAAAGUAAAAAUUCUUACUCUGGUAUGAAUGGCAAAGGUGGUAUUGAUGCUUAAAGAAGGAUUGCAGGUGUACAGAUACAAAAUUCAACGUUGUUAAUAGUUACCUGAAAUAUUAAAUAAUUAUAGGCUCUCUGUCUUUGUGUUUUAA
Melospiza melodia melodia is the source of this 706-nucleotide messenger RNA. It is a transcript of the gene MRPL30, whose product is annotated as mitochondrial ribosomal protein L30. The transcript is spliced from 5 exons. Gene Ontology annotation, biological process: translation. Gene Ontology annotation, cellular component: mitochondrion; large ribosomal subunit. Gene Ontology annotation, molecular function: structural constituent of ribosome. The record is from RefSeq and is a predicted model, not a curated record. Bases 71 to 490 code for a protein of 139 amino acids. NCBI's taxonomy places the organism in Eukaryota, Metazoa, Chordata, Aves, Passeriformes, Passerellidae.